CCGGUGCUCAAUCGCACGUCUCGACGUCUGUUCAAAACGUGACUCCGAAACACGUUUUCUUGUUUUUAUAAAAGAAAAUGCCAUCGUGGUGGGACUAUUUACAUAUUAAACGACAGUACAACAACAAACGAAACCUCGAGGAGGGCUUGUUUCAGAUCGCGUCGCAGACUUGUAAUAUUUUGGUGAAAGUCAACAAUACAAAUAAUAUUAAUUUGACAAGAAACAACAGAAGUGAUGAAUAUGGCUGCGCUGGACCCCCUCCAAAAGAGAAAAGCUCUAUGCAGAUAUGUGUCCCGAAGUUUAGGAAAAACUCUAUAACUUCAGGAUGUAACCCCGGAUUAUCCACUGUAUUAGAAUCUGGGAGUGUGGGGAACGCUUCAUCAUCUGAUGAAGAGUUGGAGCAGUGGGAGCAGAUAUUUAUGAUGAGAGAUGAGAAUGGAAACAGUUAUAAUGACAAAAGAAAAAAAAGAAGUAUAUGGUGUCGACCAUCCUGUAUUCCAGUAUCGAUAGUAAUAGUCCUGAUUGUGUUGGUUGUGUUGGUACCACUGCUUGAUCAGCCUAACGUGGUGCCCACGACACCACCAAUGGCUCCUGUUAGCUUACAUUGCUCAGAUGAGUGUAGGUUAUCAUUAGUAGAAAGUAUACCGGAAGGUCAUAUGUACCCUCCUAAUAUAACACAUCUAGCCACAAAGAAUGUGUGGCUAGAUUUAAUUGAUGAAGCUCAAACGACUAUUGAAAUAGCGUCUUACUAUUGGUCUCUUAGAUUUAAUGAAGAAUAUCCUUAUAAUUCCUCUAUAGAGGGAGAACAAGUGUUCCAAGCUUUAUACGCUGCUGGGUCUAAAAGAAAUAUUAAUUUAAAAAUUGCUCAAAAUUGGCCCACUAAGUUAUACCCUAAUAUAGAUACUGAAUAUUUAGUUAAGAAGAAAGCUGCCCAGGUGAGGAGUUUAAACUUCUCCAAAUUGCUAGGAAAUGGACUGUUACACACGAAGUUCUGGAUUAUUGAUAGAACACAUUUCUACAUCGGCAGUGCUAAUAUGGAUUGGCGAUCACUCACACAGGUGAAAGAGCUCGGUAUAGUCGCCUACAACUGUACCUGUCUCGCCAAAGACUUGGGGAAGGUGUUUGAUGUGUAUUGGAGCCUCGGGGCUCCUGAUGCAGUUGUUCCGGACAGCUGGCCGGCUGAGCUGAGCACCGACAUCAACAUGGAACAUCCCAUCAACAUCACGGAUGGAUCUCACAACUACGAUGUCUUUAUUACCAGUUCCCCGCCACCAUUCUGCCCGGCCGGCCGUACGAAUGAUGACGCCGCCAUCGUAUCUAUCAUCGAGUCUGCUGAGGAGUUUGUAUACAUAUCCGUGAUGGACUACGCGCCUGCACUCGAGUUCACACCUAAAUUGAAGUUCUGGCCAAAGAUCGACGACGCAAUCCGCAAAGCGGCCCUGGAGCACAAGGUGAAGGUGAAGAUGCUGAUCAGCUGGUGGAAGCACUCGCGACCUUCGGAAGACUAUUUCCUGCGCUCGCUCACUGCGCUCUCCAAGUCGUAUCCGAGGGUCGAUAUACAAGUGAAACGGUUUAUAGUACCCUCGUCGCCUGAACAAGACAAGAUACCGUACGCUCGGGUCAACCACAAUAAAUAUAUGGUGACUGAACGUACUGCGUACAUAGGCACCUCAAACUGGUCCGGCGAUUACUUCACAGACACUGCCGGGGUCGCGUUUGUGUUGCAAGAGGACCCACAUGGAACAAUCCAGAAUGUCUCUCAAGACAUUAGAAGAGAACUACAAGAGGUAUUCGAGAGGGAUUGGACAUCUCCAUACGCGGUACCAUUAAUCAAGUUAUAGCGUUACUAUUUUUAAUAAAUCUGUAGGUAAUUAUAGUAUAAUAAAUCUUGUAAAGCUGCCAUUGAAACAGCUCCAGUGGACUUUAGAUUUUAAGUAUAUGAACUUAAGAACUUACAUUUGUGUAUUGCAUUGUUGCAUUUUUCUAUAUACAAAAACUGACUUCAUUAUUGGUAAAAAAAUUUAUGGGACAACAUUGAAAUAAAGUAUUUAAAAAGUCUAACUAAAAUCGGUUCAAAAUUAGUGGAGAUAUAGUGUAACAAAAAACAUUCGAAAUAAGAACCUGUUUGAAGUCGCUUUAUAAAAAUAGAUUAUUUUUAUUUUUUGCUUUUUAUAUUUUAUCUAUUCCGAAAUUUAUUAUGAAUUUUUGUUUAAGGUUUCUUUUUCAUAGACAUUACUUUUAUGUUUACUGUAAUAAUCUGAUUGUCUUGUGUCUAAGAUCGUCAAUAAUUUUAUAUACUCGAAAUAUAACUCGGAAUUUAGUCCGUUUUAAGAUUUCAUGCCGUAAGGUAUAUUUUUAAAUCUAGAUAUUUGAUACUUUCCUGUGAUCUUAAAAUUUCAUAGUUUCAAAAAGAUGUAAUAUAACUAAAUUUUAGUGAAUUUCUAUGAAAUAUAGAAGUAUUAGUAGAAUGCUAAAGAUAUAGAUAAUACUGUGCUUUAGUAUGACAGUGUGCCUUCAAACUUUAAACUGUAUGGUCUGGAAGAUUGAGUGUAUGAAUUUAGAUUUUUAUAUCUUCCUAGUAUUAACUAUGUACUUUCUAGAUAUUUAAAAUAUAACUACUUAUGUCUACUAUGAAAUAAAACUAUUUGUUUGUUACAUAGUUCUAAAUAUGCGUGUGAAGUUUUGUCCUAUGAAUUUAAUAUGUAUAUUUUCUCAAAUUAUUAAAAAUGCAGACAAAAUCACAAUGACAGUAAAAAAGUCAUAAGAUUUUAAACAUAAUACAAUGUAAUUAUAAAUAAUACAUAUCAGUAUUUAUUUUUAUGUAAAAUGACUAUUUUUUAAAUAUACUAUAUAAAUUAUAUAUAAUAGAUAAUAAAAAAAAUAAUGUACUAAAUAAAAUAAUUAAUAUAAUAAUUUUACACGAUAUGUAAAAACGAGAUGCGAUAUAAUACUGAUUACUAUUGGAAUUAUACUCUUAAUGCUGAUCUCUUACUUUCAAUGGUAGUUUUUUAUUUUAUAAACUCAAAUAUAGGGGCAGUAACCAUAAGUUACUACCCUUCCCCCUUUGCCCUUGAUAAAUAGCAAACGGUAUCAUCGUUGAAGUUCUAAUUCCGCGUAAGUCAAUGUUCUAUACAUUACAGGAGUUCCUAGAACUUAAAGAUUUUUAUUUUUGUUUGUAUUCUAUCAAAUUUAUUGUAUUUUAGCUUAAAUACAAGAAAGUUGUUUAAAAUCAAGCAUUCUGUUAGUCCGCACUGCUCUCGAUUAAAAUAAAAACAUGAACAUCGUAAAAAGUUACUUACGCGAAUUAGAAUUUCCACGAAGUUAUUAUCGUUGUCUGUAACUCUGGAUUCGUAAACGAGGCCUUUAGUAUUUUUUGUUAUUAUUAUGACAAUCAUAUGGAUUGUACCUAUUGUUAGUGUAGUCUUGAAAGCAAUAUGAUUUUCGUGUGGUGAUCAAGUUAUCGUGUGAUAUAUUGUGUAAAUAAAUACUUUUGACUUCAUAA
Molecule: messenger RNA, 3502 nt
Organism: Galleria mellonella (greater wax moth)
Lineage: Eukaryota; Metazoa; Arthropoda; Insecta; Lepidoptera; Pyralidae
Product: 5'-3' exonuclease PLD3-like
Exons: 11
Coding region: 78-1841 (587 amino acids)
Molecular function (GO): catalytic activity
Source: RefSeq, a predicted model, not a curated record